GUUUCGGCCGACAAUAAGCACGGAACAAAAUUUUCAGGGUUGACCAUGAAUCAGAAAAGGAUCAAGGUUCAUUCUUUUGUCUGAAAUCAAAACAUUCCUCUUUGCUCUUCUGCUUUGUUGCUGUGAUCUGAAAGGGCGAUCUUCAGUGAUCUGUGCAAUACGCUGCCCGGAUCCUUUCGCAGGCGGUGUCUCACCAACAGCAGUCCUACAGACAGGACGCAAACAUGUUGCGGUUGCAUUGUGUGGCACAGAACUAUGCCUGGGGGAGGCUGGGAAAGGAGAGCGAAGUCGCUAAGCUGCACUCAUCCGGGACGGGUGCGAUUGUGACUGCAGCUACGCCGUAUGCAGAACUAUGGAUGGGGACUCAUCCUAGUGGACCAUCCUUGGUCUCCUUCGCAUCAGAUGAAGCAGGUGCUGCAGAUAACAAGCUGCUUCUUUCUUCUUGGUUGCAUCAGCAUCCGCAGGCACUGGGAAGUGCAACUCAAACCAAAUGGCAUGGCGAGUUGCCCUUUCUCUUCAAGAUCUUGUCUGUAAACACCGCACUAUCCAUUCAAGCGCAUCCCGACAAGAAGCUGGCAGAAGCAUUGCACGCAGAGAGGCCAAAUGUUUACAAAGACGACAACCACAAGCCGGAGAUGGCUUUGGCGCUCACAGAAUUUGAGACGCUCUGCAGCUUCGUUACAACAGAAGAACUCAAGAGCAACCUGGAGGCUGUUCCUGAGCUUGCUGAGGUUGUUGGAGAUGCUGCUGUAAAAGCUUUUCUCUCUGCCAAGGAUCCAAAAGAAGGUCUGAAAGCGGCUUUCACUGCACUGAUGACCAGCCACAAGCCUGCCGUUGAGGCGGCGCUGACCAAGCUUGUUUCAAGACUGAGCAAGAUCCCAGACCCCAGCAGCACUGAGAAGCUCAUCCUACGGCUCAACGAGCAGUACCCUGGCGAUGUUGGCGUGUUCUGCCCAUACUUCCUCAACUACAUCACCUUGUCGCCCGGCGAGAGCAUCUACCUUGCUGCAAACGAGCCUCACGCCUACCUGUCUGGAGAGUGCGUUGAGUGCAUGGCGACAUCAGAUAACGUUGUGCGUGCCGGGCUGACACCAAAGCUCCGAGACACUGACGUUCUGUGCUCAAUGCUCACGUACAAUCAAGGAAAGCCCGAGAUCCUCAAGGGACAGCCGAUAGACAGCCACACCCGGAGGUACAUCCCGCCAUUUGAAGAGUUCGAGAUCGACAGCAUCGAAGUGCCGAAGGGCACUUCGUACAAGCUCCCGUUCAUCCCCGGCCCUUCCAUCGUCCUCGUGCAAAGUGGGGUCGGGCUCGCCACUCAGGGCCAAGGCAAUGCGCAGCGCGCUUUUGGCGUGAAGAAGGGAGACGUGUUCUUCCUGCCGGCAGAGACGCCCCUCGAGUUGUCCGCUUCUAUUGAAGCGGCCCCGUCCAACGGACACGUGGACGCCCCAUUGCAGGUUUUCAGAGCUGGCGUGAACGACAAGGUCUUUUCUCCGCCAUGUAUCGAGGAGAACGCAUAGCCAGCCCGUGUCGUUCUUCGUGACGAGUAUUGACGACGAAAUAUACAACUAACAGCAAUCCAAAUCAAAAUCAGGAGUUGCAAACCAGGAGUUUGCAGGAACUGAGUCGGGCCGGAUUCACCAUGAAUUAUAUCGACGUUUGUAUAUAUCGUCCUAACUUUUCUGGUCGCCGCAGCAGGCCCAGCUCAUUUUGAUCGAUCAGCGUGACAGCGAACCUGAACGUGAUAGAGUAGGCAUAUGCACAGACAAGUUGCAUACUAGAAUC
Klebsormidium nitens is the source of this 1785-nucleotide messenger RNA. NCBI's taxonomy places the organism in Eukaryota, Viridiplantae, Streptophyta, Klebsormidiophyceae, Klebsormidiales, Klebsormidiaceae. The record is from the annotation of a GenBank genome assembly.